UCCUACAAGCUUACCUUAGUUUCCCUGCUUACACACCAAAAAUGAAGGACAUUGAUACGAAACGCCCUAAAAGGCUAGAUCUCGAUGCACCCCUCAUGUCAGCAAGACGCGCCAAUCUUACUUGUGCGACUAGCACUGCCCUGUUACGUGCAAAUUCACUACGUGCCUCGCGUGAACGAGUGCCCUUUUCGUGGGAGCAAAGUCCCGGUAAGCCUAAAGAUUUGAUGGUAAGAAGUCGAGGUGAUUAUGGUGUUGAACAAGGCGUGUUUUUGCCUCUUCCUAAGCCACCUCUUAUUCGUUGGCAAGAACGAGGCCACCCUACACUGAACUAUGUUCGAGAUUAUGGUUCUGAUGAUCGUAUUAAUCAAAUUAAUCACCAUGAAAAUGAUGAUGAUACUAGUUUUUCGGAUGCUAUAGACUUGUUUUCUUUAGCAGAGUCGUUGAAUUUCAGUGAACGAUUCAAUUUAGAAGGCGACAUUGCUAGAAGUAACGAAGGAUCGUUCUCGCCUAAUUUCAUGAUUCAGAGAUUUCUUCCUGCAGCAACUGCAUUGGCUGCUUCUUCAUUGUCUGCUUUAGCUGCCAACAAAGAACUACUAAGAAGUGAUCAUACUAAGCUUAGUCAUGAUGGUUGUAGUAAAAUUCUAUCUAAGGGUUGUGGUUUUCAAUACUUUUUUCCUUGGCGUGCAAAACAUAAGCUUUGUGGGGUUAAGAGUCCUGUUAGAAGGGUUCGUUCCAGCGUGACUAGGUUUUAAUGAGCUGGUUAUCACAAAUAUAUCGCUCACUCUAGAUACUGCAACGAGCGAUAAACAACGAGCAACGAGCAACGAGCAACGAGCAGAUGACUUUGAAUAGGUUGUUAUAGAUUUUGCAAUGUUAAAAAGUAGUUAAUAUCAUUUGAAGCUAGUUUUAUGUACACUAUUGUAUUAUAUAAGCUAUUCUAGUUUUGUUUUACAUUAUUCUUGUACAUAUACUCUAGUUUUUAGGCCUAUGCAAUACAUAGAAUUUAUUGAAUUAUGGGGUUUAAUAAUUAUAAUAAAAUCAUUUUAAA
This is a messenger RNA of Amaranthus tricolor (Joseph's coat), 1048 nucleotides long. RefSeq lists its product as uncharacterized. The record is from RefSeq and is a predicted model, not a curated record. The transcript has a single exon. NCBI's taxonomy places the organism in Eukaryota, Viridiplantae, Streptophyta, Magnoliopsida, Caryophyllales, Amaranthaceae. The coding region runs from base 42 to 752 and encodes 236 amino acids.